AUGUCAGAUCCGCCCUCACACCCAAUCCGCAUCGGCCGCGGCGGCGCUGGCAAUAUCUUCCGCACACCACCAACACCACCCUCCUCCUACCCUCCCUCCGCCACGUCCACCAGUCCUAAACACAUCCAUCCUCAAAUCGUCGAUGUGAAAACAGGAAGACGCAACUCUGCUCCCCUUGGGAGUCUCCCCAGCGGCCGCCGUGCCUCCACCGGUCGCGGCGGCGCUGGGAAUUUUCGGAAGGAUGGGGUGAUUGUGAGGGAGGUCGUCGAGGAAGAACCGCCUGCAUCUCGUGCUCCUACAUCCUCAGUUCCUGUUUCGAGUGCGAGGGAGAGGCAGAGGAGGGGGAGUCGUGGUGGUGCAGGGAAUUAUGUCAAGGUUAAGGUGGAUGAAGGGAAGGAGAGGAGUUCGAGUAUUGCUAUGUGGGAGUUGGAAGGGGAGGGGAGGCGGUGGUCGAUUGUGUCGUCUCCCAAUCAUAGUAAAGAAAGGAGACAUACGCAUCAUGGGCCGAAGAAGGAGGAGAAGGAUGGUAAGGAAGAGGGGAGGAAGAGUAGGAAAGGAAGUAUGGCGGGUUUUUGGGAGUACCUCAAACACGGCAAGAACAGAUCUAGAGUCACCUCCACUUCUGUUCCCUCGCCACCUGAUUCGCCCGAACUCAUGCUGCAGAAAGCUGCUCGCCCACAGAAAUCGAAGCCAGAGAAACGUCGCACUUUCUCGGAACCAGGUGAAGCCGCACGACUCUUCAACGGAUACUCCCUCCAAACCACCUUUACCACCUCGCCCACGAGACCGGGGAUCCUGAGGGGCGCGUCGAGUGGAGUUGGGUAUGGGGAGUUAGCGCCGGAUGAGCAACUGCCUACAGUUCUGGAGGAGGAUGCGCCAGUAUCGGAGUUGGUAAGAGAAGCGGGAAGUUAG
Molecule: messenger RNA, 912 nt
Organism: Saitoella complicata NRRL Y-17804
Lineage: Eukaryota; Fungi; Ascomycota; Saitoellomycetes; Saitoellales; Saitoellaceae
Exons: 1
Coding region: 1-912 (303 amino acids)
Source: RefSeq, a predicted model, not a curated record